AAAUGAAGUUUCUAAGUCUUAUGUUAUUGGCCACGUCAGUGACUGCCCGAUUCACCGAUGAUUUGUACCAAGUUUUGGCCAAAGACAAUGCCAACAAGAACCUUAUUUCGUCGCCUCUCUCCGUCGAUAUUGCCUUGAGUAUGGUCUAUAUGGGAGCUGGGGGAAAGACAGCCCAAGAAAUGAGGGACGUCUUGAAAUUGCCCGCGGAUAAAAAGGAUGUGGCGCGUAAAUACAAGGAAUUUUUGACAAAUCUCGAAGGUCGCGAGAAGGUGGCCAUCCUAGAUCUGGCCAACCGUAUAUACGUGAACAAUCGCUACUCUUUAAUUCCUGAGUUUAAUCAAGUGGCCAGAGACUCCUUUAAGGCCGAAGCUGAGGCUAUCAACGUAAAUGAUCCCGAUAAAGCCGCUUCGAUCGUCAAUAAGUGGGUGAACGAUCAGACGCGCAGCAGGAUCAAAACCAUUGUUACGAAAGAUGAUAUGUCUUCGGAUAUGGUAAUGAUUCUCUUAAAUGCAAUAUACUUUAAAGGCCAGUGGCAGUACGAAUUCGACCCUAAGCAAACUAGAAAGGAUAUUUUCAGAACUGCUGAUAAAAAAAAGGUUCCUGUCCAGAUGAUGUUUCUGGAUAAUUCACUUAGGGCUGGAUAUGUUAAGGAAUUGGAUGCCAAAGUGAUCGAGCUUCCUUACCGGAAUUCAAGCCUAUCCAUGGUCAUCUUUUUGCCGGAAAAGGUCGAUGGUUUAAAAGAAAUGGAGGGGAAGAUCGCAGGCUUCUCCCCAAGACUGAGUAUGCAGUCGGUUCUUUUGAGACUACCAAAGUUCAAAAUCGAAUUUUCCUCAGAACUAAAGGGUAUUCUUGGGACGGUGGGCAUACGAGAUGCAUUUUCUAACAAUGCGAAUUUUGGAGGUCUGGUAAAAUCGUCACGAGCAAAGAUCAGCAAAGUCAUACACAAGGCCUUCAUUGAAGUUAACGAAGGGGGUGCCGAGGCAGCAGCUAUAACAGCCAUAAGAGUAACGGUCCCUUUAAGCGCUGUAUACGGUCCCCCGACUGGCUUCAUUUUUAAUGCUGAUCAUCCGUUUGCCUACGUCAUUCGUGAUAAGGACACCAUUUACUUUCAAGGACACUUCGUAGGACCAGAAAAAUAAAGUACCAUUUCACUGGCACAAUUGUGAAUCAGUUGUCAAUAAAUAUAAAUAAAUAAUAUUAAACUCA
This is a messenger RNA of Drosophila suzukii, 1206 nucleotides long. The record is from RefSeq and is a predicted model, not a curated record. NCBI's taxonomy places the organism in Eukaryota, Metazoa, Arthropoda, Insecta, Diptera, Drosophilidae.